AUGCCAGCAUGGAAGCAGGGAAAUUCAAACCAAUUCCCUAAAGCUGGCAAAACCAACUGUUCUUCUUCUUUCUUGGCAAAAGAGGCUGGUAGUACUCGUUUUUGCAUGGGUGCUGCAUGGAGAGACACGGUUGGAAGGAAGACCAACUUCAACCAGAUCCUUGAAUAUGUGAAAGAAAUAAGAGGAAUGGGGAUGGAGGUCUGCUGCACCUUGGGAAUGCUAGAGAAGCAGCACGCUUUACAACUCAAGGAGGCUGGCCUUACAGCUUAUAACCAUAACCUUGAUACCUCAAGAGAGUAUUACCCUAAUAUUAUAACUACAAGAACUUAUGAUGAACGCCUGGAAACCCUUCAUCAUGUUCGUGAAGCAGGGAUUAACGUCUGUUCAGGUCAGUUAUAUACAAUCUAA
This is a messenger RNA of Ilex paraguariensis (yerba mate), 408 nucleotides long. NCBI's taxonomy places the organism in Eukaryota, Viridiplantae, Streptophyta, Magnoliopsida, Aquifoliales, Aquifoliaceae. The record is from the annotation of a GenBank genome assembly.